GGAUCCAACAUGGCCGCUGUGGGCGGAGCUUCAUUAACAGUGUGUCUGUGUGUCCUGCUGCUGCCGGCUGUCACUGGUCUACAGUCAGAGGACAGAGUGUGUGCCUUCACGGACCAUCCCCAGGGGGCGGAGCCUCACAGCGGACCAGCACAUGAGCUGCGAGGAGUCGUGCGAGAAAACGGCACGGUUCGCUGCGGUUGUGGGAAAAGAUGCUAUGGAUUGUGGGAAAAGAGACCAGAUGGGGAAAUACACCUGGUCAAGCAAGGUUGCUGGACUCACACUGGCGACCAGCAGGAGUGUCAUGGCGACCGUUGCCUGGUAACGACGACACCCUCUCAGAUCCAGAACGGCACCUACCGAUUCUGCUGCUGCAGCCGAGACCUCUGCAACGCCAACUUCACCGAGGCCCCGCCCACCGCCGACACCCCCGCCCACCACCAGCCGCUGCGGCGGGAGGAGACGGCGCUCAUCGCCCUGGUAACCGUCGCCAUAGCAGCCAUCGUCAUUGUGGCUUUGUUCCUGGGAUACCGCAUGAUGAAAGGCAAGCAGAAACACAGUCUGUCAGCUCUGGAUGUGAUGGAGGCAGCAAACACUGACGGUGCUGUCGACCUGGAUCACCUAAAACUACUGGAGCUGAUUGGUCGGGGUCGUUAUGGCACGGUGUUCCGCGGCUGUCUUAACGAGCGCUGCGUGGCCGUCAAACUCUUCAGCUCGGCCAACCGGCAGAACUACGCCAACGAGCGCUCCAUCUACUGUGUGCCGCUGCUGCAGCAACACGACAACAUCGCACGCUUCCUGACCGCCGACGAGAGGACGGCGGCCGACGGGCGACCCGAGUUCCUGAUCCUCAUGGAGUACUACCCACAUGGCUGUCUGUCUCGCUACCUGUCUCUCCACACAGUGGACUGGUCUACCUGCUGCAGAAUGACUCAUGGUGUGACCAGAGGACUCGCCUUCCUGCACACUGAACUCUAUAGAGGAGACCAGUAUAAACCAGCGGUGGCCCACAGAGACGUGACCAGUAGGAACGUCUUGGUCCGAGCCGAUCUGUCCUGCGUCCUCGCUGACUUCGGUCUGUCCAUGAGGCUGACAGGAAGUCGUCCCUGUCGUCCCGGAGACGAAGACACCAUGGCCAUAUCCGAGGUGGGGACGGUGCGGUACAUGUCUCCAGAGGUUCUGGGUGGAGCUCUGAACCUCCGGGACUGUGAGUCGGCGCUGAAGCAGGUGGAUGUUUACGCUCUGGGGCUGCUCUACUGGGAGAGCUUCAGGAGGUGCUCCCACCUGUUCACAGGUGAGGCAGUACCUGAGUUCCAGCUGGCGUACCAGGCCGAGGUCGGGAAUCAUCCCAGUUUUGAGGAGAUGCAGAUCCUCGUUGCCAGAGAGAAAUUUAGACCCAGAUUCCCUGAAGCCUGGAAGGAGAACAGUCUGGCGUUGCGUUCCCUGAAGGAGACGAUGGAGGACUGCUGGGAUCAGGACGCUGAAGCUCGACUCACCGCUCAGUGUGCCGAGGAGAGACUGUGUGACCUCACACUGCUGACUACACACACCGCCACACACAACCACAGGAAUCUGUCUCAGGGCCGUUGGCCUCCUCAGGUUGGCUCCGCCUCCUCCUACAUAGAGGAUCUCCAGGUAGGCGUGGUCAAGAAUCUCCAGGGAGACGGAAGCACAGCAUCCGUCGUCAAGACGACCACGAGUUCAGCAGAAGGCUCUGAAAAGAACAGAAACUCCAUCAACUACGAGCGACAGCAGGCACAGGCUCGCUCGGCCACUUCAGACAGCAAUGGUUCGUCCAGCACCACCAUGACACCGGCCUCCACCCUCUGCACCAUCACCGAGUCUGGUGUCCCUGUGUCCACUGUCCCCGUCUGUCUGCAGCUGACAGAAGAAGACUUGGAGGCCAUCAAACUGGACCCCAACGAGGUUGAUAAGAACUUGAGAGAGAGUUCUGAUGAGAACUUGAUGGAACAUUCACAGAAACUGUUUGGUUCAUCAGAGCAGCAACCUGCCGGCCUGAUGUACCAUCAGAUCCUCCAGACGGAGCUGAAUACUCUCUCUACAGAGGCGAACAACUCUGUGCUGGCUCUUCAGGGUGAACAAGGGGUCGUUGGUCGGGUUGAUUCUGCUCCCUCCUCCUCCAUCCACCCCCUCCCCAAACAGCAGAACCUGCCCCAGAGGCCCACUAGCCUCCACCUUCUCCCCAAAACCAAGGACACCACCUCCAGACUUAAGCUGGGAAAGCUCAAGUCUAACCACAGACAGGUGGAAACAGGUGUUGCUAAGAUGAACACGGUAACAGCUGCCACGGCUGCAGAGCCCCAUCAGGUAACCACGGUGACCAACAACACCAGCACGAGAGGCAGCGUUGAAACUGGGAGUCGAGUCAACUCCAAAUUGGUGGUUGCCAACGGCUACAGCGUCGGUGUCCCGACACUGGUGACGAACGGGAUGACAGAAAGAGGUCGAACCAAUCUGGCCGGACCGCAGCUGGAGGAGGAGGACAAGAUGGAGGGGGGGACGAUCAGAGGAGAGGACAACCUCAUGAACCUGCUCAACUCCAGUCCGGAUGAACAUGAACCGCUGCUGAAGAGAGAACAGCCGCCCGCUGAGAGCGAGCCCCUUCCUCAUCUGCAUCAUCAUCGUCUUCAGUCACAACCUGCCAACAUCGUGUCGGGACAAGGCUCAAACGCCAACAACAACAACAACAGGACGGCGUUGGGAUCAGAUGUGAAGACCCAGGGUUUGAAGGUUGAACCUGAGAGGAUGAUUGGUUCAGAGGUCCGUCAGGGUCGGAGCAACAAGACUCCUAAACCUGAGCCACAUCCGGCAGAACGAGCUACAUCGGACCAUGACCCAACACCACAGGAUAGAGGUCAAGGUUCAGAUACAAUACAAUCUGUCCAGAGAGCCCUUUUUGCAGAACCAGUACUGACCCCUGAAUCAUCCAGAAGCCCAAAGGCCCAUCUGGUCCACUCUACUGCCACGGCACUGGUUCCAGACCGUAGAGAUCCAGAGUCUGGCUCAGCUCCAAUCCCAGCAAAAGCUCAAAUUCCAGUCCCAGAGGGAUCCCCAGCUUCACAAGCACAAAACCCGGACACCUCAACCUCAUCUUCAACAGUCCUAGUUGUACACGCCCCAUCCCUUGGUCCAGAAACUCAAGACCUAAAGCCUCCAGUCUCAGAUCCAGCAGCUCCAGUCCGGGAAGCUCCAAUCGGAAAUCCAAAAGCUUCAGUUUUAGAGGUUCAAGUCUCAGCAAAUCCAGCUUUGGAAUCUCAGCAUUCAGGAACCACAGCAGAAGCUUCAGCUCCAGAACCUGCAGCUCUACAAAGUCCCACCUUAGAUCCAGAAACUCCGGUUCUGCUGCAGACCCAGAUGGGACCGGCCAAAGCCAAGAGGCGUGAGCGUCCUUGUUCCCUGGACUUGUCCUCAUCCUGCAUCUCCUCAGAUGAUGUUUCUGUGACAGAUAACGGCAGUCUGAGCGCUUCAGGAGAGAAAAUUAAACGUCGUGUCAAGACUCCAUACACCGUGAAAAAAUGGCGUCCGGCCUCAUGGGUGGUUACCACGGAUACAGCUCUCGACCCGGACUUCGAGAUCAACCCCAGUGGCAGUAGCGGCAGCCAAACCAAUUUAUCUUCUAGUCUCCAUAGAGCAGGAAGCAUCGGCAUCCCCAGAAUCAAUCAGUCCAAAUCCAGCAUGGCGGUGUUUCUGGUGGGAGGCGGAGCCACGGCGACCACGACCUCCGAGCCGGAUGGAAUGACCUGCUUCUAAAGCUGAUGUUUGAUUAAAGGUUUUGUUUUUCUUUUCUUAAAAAGGAGAGCAGAUUCAUUUAUUUCACUUCUUUGUCUUCCUUCUCUUUUGUUGUGGAAAAUGGAGUUCACUGACUGCCGCACCAUUCGGCCUCCCCAACACCAAACUGAACCUCAUGCUGAAUCUGAAGCACAGGAAGUGACCCACCAUGAAAGGCACCUCGGCCACGGGCUUUUGGGUUUGACCUUGAUCUAAAGGCUUCAACAUGUGUUUUAGGUGAUAGUGAGGUUAAGGAUGCUCGGUGGUGGUGCAUGUUUGGGCUCCUGCUUUGACUCAUCUUGUGGCUCGGAGAAGCGUCCAGUGGCUUGUCAGCGUGACCAGAGGACUGGGUCAGUUGUUAUAUUUUUAAAGCACUUUAAACAAAAUUAGCAUUAUUUAGCAUUAUUUAGAGAACUACAACGCAGACACUCUGUGGUUCGAAUAGUUACGGAGAUAUUUAUUUAGGAAUCUCUUUGUUUCUUCAUACAGUUUUUGUAUGAUUUGAAGAUGCGUUCUUGCUUUAAACCUUUACUCUAUGCAGUCAGCUCAUGAGGCCUCGUGGCUCAGAUUUAUCAACACAUUGGCAACAUUACUGUCGGGGGGGGGGGGUUAUUCUUUAUUCUCUAAUUUGCACUCUUUUAUUACUUUUAUUACACUCUUUUAUGAAGUUUUUCAGCCGCCUUGUGAGGUCUGCUGUGACCGCCAUGUUACAGCUGGAAUGAGAGAGGAAGUGGAGAGGAUAGAUAAGCCACGCUCCAUCAGCCUUGUGACCUUCGUAACCUCGGCCACGUACAAACCUCCUCAGGAACCUUUACAGCGCUAAUGUAGGCUGGAACGCUCACACGUUUAUUAUUGUUUAAAAAUAUGAAAAGAUGAGCAGAAUAUGAAAAGCGAUCCGUCAGAAGAAAGAAGGUGAAUGACAGAGUUGAUCCAAACGACGAAAUCAGCCUUCAAACACCUCCAAAGCGGUCUUAUGUCUACACGUUGUGUUGUGUUCGUCACCGAUCCAUCCAGAGUCAGUCGGGUUGAGGUCCAGGAUGGUCGGACAGCGUCUGAGUGUGUUUGAGGAAGUAUCAUGAAAAGUGACUUAAAGAUGCUCUUGUUAGGACCUUCAGAAACCUUGUCAUUUAAACGAAGCCCUCCAAAACAGAGUUGGAAAUGAGUACCAGCCAGAAACCAAUGGUGAUCUACUUAGUGUCUGCUAGAUCUCAGUAUUAAUGUCCGACCCUGGUCAAGUAAACCCAUCAGAUAGUAGAUCCACCGAACUUUAUUUUACUAAAGUGUAAACUGGCCCAACCUGCUGUUCAUCCAAAAGGAGUUGGAAGAUGAAUAUUUGUACUCAAAAUGUUAUUUCAAUCUAAACAAGUGAUGCUCUGUGUAUGAGACAUCCCUUUUGAAAAGUUGAUCCAUGAAAUGUAUAAUUCUAAGGUAUUAUUUAUAAACGCAUUUAGUAGCACUUAUAGUAGAACAUUUAAAAAUGUCAGAUCUGUUUUAAUGGAGUUUGGUGUGACGUAAACUGGACUGCAUCUAAAGUCCAUUUUCUGCCUUUUUAUAUUUACUUUCUGUUUCUUUUGUUUUUAAGACAUCAAAUCGACUGUCAAAUCACUGUUAGAUGUAUGUGAGCAUUUGAAAUGUUUUUAUGAAUGGCUGAUUUCAUAAAUGCCAAGUUGUUGGCUAACCGUUUGGAUUUAUAUGUGAAACACCUGUAACUGCUCCUUUAAAUGUGCAGUUAUAAUAAGUAUACUUAUUGACAUUUAGGGAAUAUUACACUUCUGUAUCUGUAUCAGAUCUGUAUUUUAUUUCCAUGGUUAUUGUGAUUCCUUUUCCUCAACUACCCUGAAAACAACAACAUAAAUCUUAUCAUACUGUUAUUACGUUUAGUGUAUUUUAAGAUGCCUUCUAAAAUGUAUUUCUGUUUUGUUAUUUUUGUAUUUUCUACUGUUUGUACUGUUUUUAGAUAUGCUAAUGUACAUACAGAUGAAAAUGAUUUGUUCUAUGUAAAUGUGUGAAGGCAGAUGUGUGUGUGAUUAAGCUAACCCUUGUUUAGCUAGCCUUGGUUCAGAUAGUCCUGGUUGAGCUAAUUCUGGUUUAGCUAGCCCUGGUCUGGCUAAACCUGGUUAAGCUAACUAUGGUUAAGCUAGUUCUGGUCAAGCUUUACCUGGUUUAGCUAGCCCUGGUUUAGCGAGCUCUGGUAUUAUUAGCUCUGGUAUAUCUAGUCCUGGUGUUGCUAGCCCCUGGUUUAGCUAGUCCUGGUUUAGCUAGCUCUGGUCUAUCUUAUCCUGGUUUAGCUAGCUCUGGUCUAUCUUAUCCUGGUUUAGCUAGCCCUGGUCUAUCUUAUCCUGGUGUAGCUAGCCCUGGUGUAGCUAGCCCUGGUCUAUCUUAUCCUGGUGUAGCUAGCCCUGGUGUAGCUAGCCCUGGUCUAUCUUAUCCUGGUGUAGCUAGCCCUGGUGUAGCUAGCUCUGGUCUAUCUUAUCCUGGUGUAGCUAGCCCUGGUGUAGCUAGCUCUGGUCUAUCUUAUCCUGGUUUAGCUAGCCCUGGUCUAUCUUAUCCUGGUGUAGCUAGCCCUGGUGUAGCUAGCUCUGGUCUAUCUUAUCCUGGUUUAGCUAGCCCUGGUCUAUCUUAUCCUGGUGUAGCUAGCCCUGGUGUAGCUAGCCCCUCUUAUGCUGGUCGUGCUCUGGAAGCUUUUGUGUUCAUCAUUUCCACCUGGCGGUCAAUGUGCGACAUAACAGAUAUUAGCUGUAGCUAGCUAGCAGAGUAUGCAAUGAGUUUGUUUUCAGCUCAGAUCUUGAUAUGAGAACUCAGCAGGACUUCAGCUUCUCUUCAUUUUGAUUCUUUGCUUUAACUAGACCCAAAUCUAAAAAGUGCGUCGUCUUGAGUCUGAGCACAUUUAUCCUCCUGCUCACUGGUUCAGGUGGACGGUGUGAUUAUCCCUUUACAGUAACAGACUGUAGAUAAAUAGUUAUCAUAAAGCUCAAUGAAUAGGAUCUACAUGUCAUCUGUAAUAUUACAUUUAGAAAUAACAGACUUAACCACGUUCAGCAUCCUGCAUGAAAAAUAUCACAACAUUAAAAUGUUUUAUUAUUUCUGACGUCUCUUCAGCCGUUUGUUUUCUAACUGUAUAAUAUUCCAGAUGCAGGAUGGAGAGUGUAUCAGUAUAUAUUGUAGAUAUAAAAUCAAACAUAUUUAACUGCUAUAAGUCUUCUGGGAUGUCUGUCGUUGUAUAUGCAGUGUAUUUCUUUGUUUAUCCAUUUGUAUUAUGUAUAUGCUGGUUUUGACUUUCCAGUGGUGUAAAUACUCAGUAUUACAUUAUUAUACAUUGUAUACUUUCAUAUGGGACCCAGUACCACCUCUACUACUGCUGUUGUUGUGUUCUUUAAGCUCACACUCCUUCUUACUGUUAACACAUAUUACGUCUGCACACUCACACCCAGCAUGUUGUACAACCCUACAGAUCAGAUCUCUGGUGGUUCAUCCUGACAUUCUGUAAAUCCAUGUGGAGCAAACAUCAUAUUAAUAUCACACGCUGAAGUUUAUCAUUUAAUAAAGAGCAGAGGAUC
This is a messenger RNA of Anoplopoma fimbria (sablefish), 7343 nucleotides long. Its product is annotated as bone morphogenetic protein receptor type-2-like. Gene Ontology annotation, biological process: cellular response to growth factor stimulus; protein phosphorylation; BMP signaling pathway. Lineage: Eukaryota; Metazoa; Chordata; Actinopteri; Perciformes; Anoplopomatidae. The coding region runs from base 10 to 3768 and encodes 1252 amino acids. The transcript has 19 exons. Gene Ontology annotation, cellular component: plasma membrane; signaling receptor complex. The record is from RefSeq and is a predicted model, not a curated record. Gene Ontology annotation, molecular function: ATP binding; transforming growth factor beta receptor activity.